AUGGCUCAACCCCAGCCUUCUGGAGCGAGGGCGCUGGCCGCGUUUGUGAAAUACCUCGAACUGCAGGGGCUGCCGGGCAGUCCUGCAGUAAAGAGAAGGCGUCGGGCUCCGGCAAGGCCUUUAGCUUCGCCAGGUGCAGCCCCAGAAAGCUGCCCUGCGUUUUGGGAGCCAAGACAGCUGGGGAUGGAGAUGGGAGGUGCCACUCCCAUGGGUUCCAUGGCCCAGGGUAUCUCUGGUGGAAUGUCUGGUGGAAUGCCAGGACAGCAAGUGAUGCAUCAGGCGAACCAGCAGCCUAGCCAGCAUGAGAUGAAGCCGCUGGUCCAAUCCAAUCAUUUGGCCAACCAGUGGCUGAACCACCAGGCGAACCAGGUGAAGCUCGAGCAGCCAAGCCAGGUGAAGCACCAGGGAAUCCACCAGCCGAGCUUGGGCCAGAACUGUGUGACCCAGCAGCUGAGCCCGCAAUCCCAAGGCAUAGCUGGCACACCCCAAGGCUAUUGGCCCACAAACCAACCUCGUUGGUCCCCCCCGGCUGUGCCAUUUGCCUCACCCAUGACACAGCCGCUGCAUGUGUUUCCGUCCAAGGAUGCUUCAAGGCAGCGUAGCCGGAAGCGCAGCCCUGAUCGCUUCCACGACAUUCGAAAAUGGGUGCAGAAAGUGCCCUUCUGA
Messenger RNA from Cladocopium goreaui, 666 nucleotides. The record is from the annotation of a GenBank genome assembly. NCBI's taxonomy places the organism in Eukaryota, Dinophyceae, Suessiales, Symbiodiniaceae.